AUGCCUCUACGCAGCCGCGGUGAGCGUAGGGCCCUGGUGGUGAGGCAGCGCGGGUUGAACGCAGCACAAGACCGUAUUCGACAUGAAAGGACAGUAGGUGACCAAAUCGCCAACGACUACACGCCGCAAGAACAAGAACGAAUCAGGCGGCUUCUCAGUGAGUUGCCUCCGGAUAUGACGGUCUACCAUAAGAAGAAAGGCAUCAACAUGCGGUUUUCGAGCUUAGGAGACAGCGGCGGCCUGCACGCCAAGACCGUUCUAGAAGCUGAGGUGGCCAGUGAUGAGACCGAGGACAGCAUGCGAGAGCUCGACAUGUGCUUCGGUCGAAUGGCAAUGCCAUCGACUAUUCCCAAUUCUGCAUUGAUCGAAAUCACACGAGUCGUGGAGAUCAUCAUCCAUCUGAAGGGCACGCUCAAAUUUGUUUCUCACCUGUUAGUCAAGUUCGAAGGCUACCACAACCCCAUUGCGAUUGCAUAUCCCGAUUCGGCGUGCACAAUCACUCAGGAAGAUAAUUGUGCUCUGGAACCUGACAAUAACGGCGUUAUCGAAACGAUGAUUGCGAUGGAUUCGUGGACUGAUGAAGAGGGCAAGGCGCCGAAACCCUGGUGUCGACUAUUGGUCUUUGACCUUAACCUUCUCAGAGACACUCGCAGAAUCGCUUACCAGUUUGACAUCGUUGUUGUCAAAAAGGGCAAUCCUAACGCAUACUCCAUGAACACACAGGUAUAUCAACGAGAUCUCGCCGGACCCAUCCCGAUGAUCAGAAGCAGAAUGCAGAAUGGUGGCGUAGGACUACGGCCCAUGGGCGUCGCAGUCGAGUUCGACAAAGGUUUUCUCCAUGCGGAUAUCGCAAACGCCCCUAAGAAGAAGACACCAUUCAUGCCCAUUCCCCACGGUCCCAAUGACAGGGCACUGUCGGCACGUGGAUCCGGGUUCAACAGGCUGACACAGAUUUCCACGCCCGUCACCCCUACAACCCUGACCAUGUUAUCAUCAUACGGCGGGCAGUCUCAGCAGUCAGCUGGGGAGAUUGCGCGGAAGCUUCCUAGCCUUCCAGUCGGCGGUCCAGGCGGUGAUCCAGGUGGUGAUGGCGACACCGAGAGCGAAGACAACGAUGGCCAGAACGAUGACGAUGACGACGCCGGAGAUGGAGGCUUCUGCAACCCCUCCGGCGGAUCUGAGGAUAACACGCUGGAUGGCCGUCAGUCAUCAGCAAGUCUGGGUCCAUUCCAAUUCGACGACGACAACGGCGGCGGGAACACUCCGGGGAGCUCGACCUCUGGAAUAGACGACUUCGGUGACCGUGCAGCAACUCAAGAAAGGAUCGUGCGCAGUCUUAACGCCGCGUCACCUCGUCACAGUUCCAACAACCAGAUCCUUCCCACCAAUGAGGACGAGACCGAGGCGCAGCGAGAAACAGCCAGCUUUUCGAGUGACAUGGAGCGCGCUAGACAACUAAGCCUCAGAAUCGACCCACCGGACAACGUCAAGCAGGAGACGCAAGACGACAAUGAGCAUUCGAUGUUCGUGUCUCCCGAACCAAGCAGUCGUGCUGCAGGCCCCGCGACCUCCGCUCGGCCACCGCGCCUUUCUCAAUCUGCGAGCCACCUUGCUCAUUCGCCCAGCUUCGCCAAUUCCGACGUUCACUCCAUGCAACGACGACGAGCCCUCUCCCAUGCCUCAUCCAUCGAUCCGCCGCCGGGUACCUCCGCGGCAGCCACAGCUCACCCGGGAUCCUCAUCAGCGAAGCGACGGAGACUCGAGUCCACAACACAAUCGUCAUCUUCCGCUUCCCGCCACACCACUCCAGCCAGGAAUCCGACUCCCAGUCCACUUCUCCGUCAAGCUACAGAUACCGCGCGACGAGGUUCAAGCAUCCUUGCGCCGACGUUGCAUCCACGGAGGCGGAGCACUUCUGUCGCCGGAGGUCGAGUUUCCGUGGGUCCGAGAGGUAGUGUCAGCAGGAGCACCAGGCACGGUUCUUUCCAGGGUCCUGGGCAUAGACUUGGCGGAGCAUGA
Cyphellophora attinorum is the source of this 2019-nucleotide messenger RNA. RefSeq lists its product as uncharacterized. The coding region runs from base 1 to 2019 and encodes 672 amino acids. NCBI's taxonomy places the organism in Eukaryota, Fungi, Ascomycota, Eurotiomycetes, Chaetothyriales, Cyphellophoraceae. The record is from RefSeq and is a predicted model, not a curated record. The transcript has 3 exons.